AUGUCAACAUGCAAAUAUGAUGGAAGAGGUGAUCCAAGCAGCUUCAUAAUGUCCUUUGAGGGACGUAUAAUUUUGUACACCAACUCAGACGCGGUUUGGUGCAAGGUCUUUUCGACCACCUUAACCGGGGCAGUAGACGAUUGGUUCAAUAACCUGGAAAGUGGUACGGUGGAUAGCUUUGAAAGGCUAACAAAAAUGUUCGUGGGGCAAUAUAUCAGCAACAGUGUUUGGCAGAGAACCUCAUGGGAGUUAAUGGCUAUAGGGCAGAAAGCGGAAGAGUCUCUAAAGGACUACAUCAGGAGGUUCUAUAAUGAGGCAAACACAAUUCCAAAGUUGCAGCAGGAGAUAGCCGUUAUGGCACUAAUGAAUGGCUUGAAUGACUCUGAGUUCAAGCGGUACCUAACAAGAAAAAAAAAAAUUCCGACAGUGGAAGCAGCUUUUAACAUAGCUCAUGAUUAUAUAAAGAGCGAAGAGUUGAUGAAAACAAGUAGCCGAGUUGUCCUGGCCAAUAAAGUACCGCAUUCAUCUGAGGGGGCAGCCUCAAGAAGUGGAAGGCCGAAAAAUCCGGCCCCAAUGAGGGGAGGAGGAAAUCGGUAG
Molecule: messenger RNA, 597 nt
Organism: Chenopodium quinoa (quinoa)
Lineage: Eukaryota; Viridiplantae; Streptophyta; Magnoliopsida; Caryophyllales; Amaranthaceae
Exons: 1
Coding region: 1-597 (198 amino acids)
Source: RefSeq, a predicted model, not a curated record